Messenger RNA from Polypterus senegalus (gray bichir), 990 nucleotides. RefSeq names its product zona pellucida sperm-binding protein 4-like. The transcript has 8 exons. The record is from RefSeq and is a predicted model, not a curated record. NCBI's taxonomy places the organism in Eukaryota, Metazoa, Chordata, Cladistia, Polypteriformes, Polypteridae. Gene Ontology annotation, molecular function: acrosin binding; structural constituent of egg coat. Gene Ontology annotation, cellular component: egg coat. The coding region runs from base 21 to 830 and encodes 269 amino acids. Gene Ontology annotation, biological process: binding of sperm to zona pellucida; prevention of polyspermy.
CAGUUUAGCGCAUUCCCAGCAUGGCGCGUUUGGAUUGUUGUUGGAUUUUGUGGCUGGUCUUGUGGGUUUUGGGCGCUCACGUUUCCUCGGUGUCAGGGGACUGGCCCGUGACUAAGAUAUGCAGUAGAGACAGGAAGAUGAGGCUGAUAAUUGAUGGCUUUCCGACUGUUUAUAUCAAAAAGACGACAGGUCGACCUGUUAUGGUGACCAAUGAUCUCCCAGGAAUCGUCUUCCGUCCCAUGUUUAGCUACACCGCACUAACGGUGUUCUUGUCUCCCUGGUACGGUUACGUGUCUGAACAGUACUAUAUGUAUGUUGUGACCAUUGCAUUAGGACGUCCCUAUAAUUGGAAAACCUUCACUUGCCCUUGGCCAGAUCCACGACUUCUGAGUGCUGAGCGAUGCACAGUUGCAGAAAGCCAGAAGCUCCCUUGUGGAGGGUCUUCAUCCAUCACUCAAGCAGACUGUGUAGCCAAAAACUGUUGCUACGAUUCAAGCAGCAGCACCAGUCCAUGCUACUAUGCCAAUGAUGUGACUGUGCAGUGCACCCUGGAUGGCCAGUUUGUGGUGGUGGUGUCUGAGAAUGUGACCCUUCCUCCCCUGGAUCUUGGGUCCAUCAAGUUGGAGGACAGCAGUUCCCCCAGCUGCAGCCCUGUGUCCAGCCUGUCCAGCUUUGUCAUGUACCAGUUUCCAGUCAGUGCCUGUGGUAGCACAGUUCAGUUGGCUGGUGGCAAUGUGACCUACCAGAACACCAUGUCUGCUGCCAUCGCUGUGAGGACUGGUCCAGUAGGCUCCAUCACCAGGGACAGUGUCUACAAGUUAUUCUUCUAGUGCACCUACUCGGCAAGCCAGGAUGUGCAAGUGGAGGCUGAGGUGUAUACUGUGGCGCCACCUCUUCCAGUAGUAGAGCAAGGGCCAUUUGACCUGGAAUUGGUCAUUGCAACAGAUUCCUCCUAUGGCUCCUACUAUGUGGAUGCUGACUACCCAGUGA